CAGACCCUGGAAGAUGGCUCAGCACUACUUAUGGAUCUUGCUCCUUUGCCUGCAAACCUGUCUGGAAGCAGCUGGAAGCAACACAAGCACCCUCACAGUGAAUGGGAUUCUAGGGGAUCCAGUUAGUUUCCCCUUGAAUAUCCAAGAAUCACAGAAAAUUGCCAACAUCGCUUGGGUGAAUUCCAAAACAUCUGUUGCUCUUGUAGUACCAAGAGACGCAGGAACAGCACCCCAAGUUACUGUGACCCACCAAAAUUAUCAAAAACGAAUAAAUGUCUCACAUCAGAACUAUGACCUGGAGAUCAGCAAUCUGAGGAUGGAAGACGCAGGGAUCUACAAAGCUGACAUAAAUAUAAAAACCCCUGAAAUGAAGGAAUUCACCACCAUCACCAGGAGCUACAACCUUCAAGUCUAUCGUAAGCUAGGGAAGCCAAAAAUUACUCAGAGUUUAAUGACAUCUGUGAACAGUACCUGUAAUGUCACACUGACAUGCUCUGUGGAGAAAGAAGAAAAGAAUGUGAUAUACAGUUGGAGUCCCCUAGGGGAAGAAGGUAGUGUCCUUCAAAUCUUCCAGACUCCUGAAAACCAAGAGCUGAUUUACACGUGUACAGCCCAGAACCCUGUCAGCAACAAUUCUGACUCCAUCUCUGGCCAGCAGCUCUGUUCAGGUAUCGCAAUGGGCCUCCAUACUCGCCAUGUGGGGUUGCUGAGUGGAUUGGCUGUGCUCUCUCUGUUUAUACUCAUUCUACCGUCAGUGCUUUUGUUCCUUUUGUGCAAGAGAGAACAAGAUGCUGUCUCGAAGAACACAAUAUACACAUAUGUAAUGGUUUCAAGAGACACCCAACCAGAAGAGUCCAGAAUCUACGAUGAAAUCCCCCCAUCCAAGAUGGAAAAAACCAGCACUCAGGACAGCAAACCUUCUGGUACUUCAAGCUAUGAAUUUGUGAUCUAGGCUGCGGGACAACAUUCUCUCCAUGGAAACUGAACUACAGCCAUCGAUAAUGGCAGAUGCCCCGGACUUACACUUGCUCUGCCCAGAUCUUACCUGGAGUUUGCAAAUCACCACUUCCCAACAUGUAAGCAAAGCAGGAAACCCUUUGCUGUUGGGCAUAGUUUGUGCCUAGAUAGGCAAAUGAACAUGUGCCCUUUCUGAAAUGGCUGCCUUCUGGGUGAAUGGCAUACUGCUUCCCAACCUUCUUCACAUCACAGCACAUGUAGAAAAUAUUGUCAUUGCACAAUGGGGUAAAUAAUCAAGAUUGCUCAUAUCCAGAAGUUGCAUGUAGCUAGAGACUUCUUGUGACUGCAGGUGAUGACCCUUCUCUGCAACACCAUACAGAAAAAGAAUCAGUGUUUUGCACACCUGUAAUACCAUGGCACACUACCUAGGAUGCUCUGCUCACACUCAGAAUACAUAAGGAGUCCUGGUUUCAUGGCUUCCACCAGUUCACACAGCACCUUGGGUACAUUAGGCAAAGGCACCUUUCCUGAAGCAGAUGCAGCCCCUCGCCCAAGUAUGUGGCUUGGCAAAUUGAGUGUGGGUUGCAUUUCAGCCUCCACUUGGCCCUUUGCCCAAGAACCUUUGUUUAGGGUACAACUGGCUGGACCAGUGCAACGAUACCUGACCAUGUGAGGGGAAGCCAUCAGGGUUGUGGCUGUCGGCAAUGCAGACACAAUGAUAUGUUGGAAAAUGCUUUCUGUAGGGACUAACUGCUGGAGCAUUUUACUUCAGGCUCUACUUCAGAAGCCUCAUAAGAUUUUUUUUCUGGCCAAACUUUCCUUCUGUAUCACUCUGUGAUGGUGAAUCUUAUGUGUGAAUUUUAUGAGGCCACAUGUACCCAGAUAUUUGGUUAAACAUUACUCAGUUUGUGUCUGUGGAGGUGUUUAUGGAUGAGAUUAACAUUUGAAUUGGUAGAUUGAGUAAAAGCAGAUUAAUCCCCUUCUUCCUGGUGGGCAUCACCAAAUCCAUUGAAAGCCUGAAAUAGAACAAAAAGGCAGAGUUAGGGAGAAUUCAUUCUCUCUCUCUCUCUCUCUCUCUCUCUCUCUCUCUCUCUCUCUCUCUCUCUCUCUCUCUCUCUCUCUCUCCCCCUGCUGUCUUCCAGCUGGGACAUCAAUCUUCUCAUGACUUCAGACUUAGGCUUGAACUGGAACUUAUGCCAUCAGUUUGCCUGGCUCUCAGGCCUUUAGACUCAGACUGGAACUAUGCAAGUAUACCACUGCCUCUCCAGACUCCAGAUCUUGGAAUUUCUCAUUUCUCAGUUUUCGUAACCACAUGAGACAAUUCCUUAGUCUGUUUUUUGUGGUUCUGUUUCUCUGCAGAAUCAUGCCAAUAUACAGUCCAAGCAGCCUCAGCAACAAGAAAAAGCCAUACCCAAUACCCUAUUCUCCAAAAGGAAUUGACAAGCUAUAUUUUUGGCACUUUAGGGAACUGAAUAUACCCAACCAUCAAAACGAGACCUUGAAAGAAGCAAAGUCAUUCUCCAGAGGGAAUUUGGGGAAAUGAUGUUACAGAUGAUGAAACUUGGAAUCACCCUAGUUCCUAAGCCUCUGCCCAAAGAGUCACGGAGUUCUAGCUGAGAUUAGGUGCCCUCCCUGUCCCCUGCCAUGGCUGAGCAGAAUAGUCAAGUGAAUGUUUGAAGAAUUGCUUCCCUUAUGAGUUAGCAGACAAAACCAGUUAGAUCCUAAAUCCCCUUGAAUAAUCUCAGGCUGGACAGCAGAAAUAAACUGCAUUUAGGCAGAAUGAGAGUGUUAGUCCCAGUGAAUGGGUCCAUAGAACCAUCUAGCCUCAACUACUAUUAACAUUGUGUUGGGGCUGCAAGACCCCCAAAGUAUGGGAUGAGCAUAACGUCUGCCCUGGGAUAGCUGAGGAACCAAUUCCAGUACAGACACUACAAUUCAAUCCUUAACCACAUGCUGCCAGGAGUGGCACGAGCUAGCACAGUCAGAAAAGACCUUAUGGGGGAGGCAAGGCUAAAGCUGGGCCUUGAAGGAUGAUAGAUGGGAUUUGGCAGAGAAUGAAGAAGACAGAGGGCAUCUACAUGACGAAAGCAUGAAUAACAAUAACAACAACAGAAGAAAAACCCCACAGGCCUGGAUCUAUGUGUUGUAUUUGGGGCAACCUCCCAGAUAUAUCAUGCAUGUUCACAGUUCCUUGCCUAUGUAUGGCAUAGUGCCUCAGCUAGAAUGUGUGCCCCAUCUCACUAUCCAUUUACACAACCUUCAAUGCCCAGCUCAGAUGUCACCUCCUCUAUGAAGCUUUCUUGGUAUCACUAGUCAAAUAAUUAUGGCUCUUUUGCUCUUCUUUUCUCCCCCUUUGGUCCUUCAAUCACUUAACUCAUUUCAUUCUGCCUAUGGUAUAGACAAUUAUUUGUUUCCCUCUGUAUCGUACAUUACUAAAGGGAAAGAUCCAUGACUUCAUGAUCAUGAAAAGGUGAUAGCUUUAUUAAUCUCUGCCUCCACCAUCAGCCAACACAGUGCCUUGUAUCCUGCUUGUGAGCGAUAAAUGCUGUUGCAGAGAAUUGAAAGUGACCAGCCAGCUCAAAUAGAAGGAACAUAUUGGAAGUAUCAAUAGAUAAAAGCUGAUGAGUACAGUGGAAUAAAAUUAUGGCAAACAUUAAAUAUCAGGAUGCAGACAGCAGGAGCUAUUCCCAGCGUAAGGGCAUUUUGGAGGGAGAAGACUUUCAGAAUUAGACAGACCAAAAAGAAGUCAACUGAAGCAAUGAACCAGAUGUGAGGAGGUGAAAGGUAGCUACCCUAGGGAGAGACAUGAGGAAGAAAUAGACUCUUGGUGAUAAAGGAUGGAGAAAUUCCAAAGUGACACUGAACAAGCUGAGUUUCUCCUAAAAUAAAAGCACUCCUCAACUUUACAUGAGUUGAAGGACCCCUCUUGAACAUCCUCAUUCUCUAAACUGCUUCUGCCGCUCUCUGGUGUGCUCACUCAGUCAAAUUCCUAGUGUCCUAAUGCCCCAGUGAAAAGUGGAUGGGUGGGGGUGGUAGAAAGAAAGAGAAAGAAAAGAAUCAGAGGCAAGAGUUUCUUAGGUUUUCCAGGAGAACAAAUCUGGGAUGGAACCAGUGCACAGUAAUUCUUAGAAUUCUUAAAGUGGCCUUUGGGACUCAGGACCACUGUGUUCUUAUCUCUUAUUUUUUCUUUCCUAUGUAUCUUCUGAUUUAUAAAGAAGAAAGCUACUCACCCCAUUUCCAAGGCUCAGUUCUCAGAUUCUCUUUCUGUAAAAUGAGUGUGAUUUUAUUUCCCCAUCCACAGCUUUCCAGACAACCAGACUAUGACCAACAGGUCUAUAAAAUCAAAAUAUCCUUUCAACGGAAAGGAUUUGUGUGAGACCAAAGAUAUGUCAGUUUUGUUGAAAUGUGUUUACGUUGAAAUCUGAGGGGCAGGGCCCUCUAUUGGAAAGAGCUGGUAAGCCAGGACAGUCCCUCUACAAGUCACUGUGGGCUUUGCCAGAGAAAUGAGAAGAUGAGAAAUGUUGCAGCUCAUGCUUCUCAGAAAAAGAAAGUGAAGCUGAUUUAAAACAGAAUUAAAGAAAAGGAAAAAAAGCUAUACAACACUCUAAACUACCCAUCCCACAAAAGAAGAGCUUGGCUGGAAACUGAGCAGGGAAGAAAGGAGCCUGACCGGUCCAAUGUCAAUAGAGAAUACUUCUUAGGUUCUGCCUGGAGAAAAGAAAUGCCUAGGCUAUGUUUUCUCUCAGAUCCAAUGCUUUACUUCUGUUUGACUUUUCCCUGAAUUUCCCUUGAUUUGCAUUACUUUCUCAAAAAUAUUAAUGACAGUCUCUACUAGCUGUAACAUGAAGCUUGAAAAAAGAAACAAUAGAAAGAAGUAUAAUGAGGGUCACAAAUGUAGGCUCUGAUGCUAGAGUGCCUGGGUUUGAAUCCUGGUUUCUCACCAAUUUGUGCCUCAGUUUGCCCAUCUGUAAAAUAGGGAUACUAACAGUUCCUAUUUUGUAGGGAUUAAAUAAGGUAUUACAUGCCUGCACAUGGUAAAGCCCUGCAUCACUGUGUUAGCUGUUCUUAUAGGCCUGACAUCUUCAUAGGAUACUGAAACAAACUUACGAAAUAAGGCUCUUGCAACAGAAAUGCAUCUUAUAUUAUGCUAAAUUAAUGUUGCAUAUCAAAAUUUUAACUCUCAAUCCCCCUAACUCAAUGUCGGUUCCUUGUAUUAUUUCACUUACCGCUCUACAAUCUAAUUACCUGCUAUACCUGUCUCCCCACCUAGAUUGUGAUAGGAAAAUUGGGUACUUAUAUCACAUGCUUUAAGGUCCAUCUCCCUCCAGACAAAAGCUUUGUCUUAUUCAUCUUUUCACCUACAGCACCCCAUCACAGAAGCCGAGUAGUAGAGCUUAAUAAAUAUUUGUUGAACUGAACUUGGAUUGGGACCCAGACUUCUGGAGAAGAAGGAUACUAGAAACCACUUUCAGAAUCUGGGUCUAGGGAAUUGUAGAGUAGGCAUUGUCUUAGGCACCCACAGUGCCACCUAGAAAAAAGGAAUAAAAGGACCUGGCUUCUGAACCAUAGUGCAGGGCUUCAGUAUAUUUUGUAAAACCAUGAAGGAAAAAUGACUUGGUAAGUGGUGGUGUUUGAGAUAGCAAACAGAAGCAUCUAAAUCUGACACCACUUCCUUUACUCCUUGCUUAUCAAAGAACUACUCUGAACAACUCUUUGCAGAUAAGCUUGAACUCCCAGCUCCCCCAACUCCACCUCUUUAUUCUCUUCUUGUUGAGCUGAAAUUGAACCACUACCCUGAAGAAUUUUAGAGACCCUCUGCAGAAAUUCUGUAAGCAGAUACUGGAACUACUUGAGAAAAUAAAAACAAUUUUGGUGGUGUUUUUCCAUUGCUCUCAGAGGUUUGGGCAAAUUUCACUUAAUUUAAUCUACACAUUAGCCCUAGGAUUCUCCCUCUGCCUGAAAUGACGUACCUCCCCCCUCCUUUCCCUCACUACCUUUAAUACACAUCUUUACCUAUUAAUGCCCACUCAUCCCUCAGGGUGCAGCUCAAAUGACCCUUCCAUACUUUGCUCUCAUUGUACUACCUCUUUCCUUCAUAGCAGUUUUCAAAUUUUGUCUUUAAAUGUUUCUCCUGUGAUUAUUUGAUUAGUGUCUCUCUUUCCCUACUAGACUAUGAGCUCCAUCAGGACACAGAUCAUGUCUGGUUUGGCUUACCAUUUGUAUCCACAGUGCCUGAACAUGUGAAAAUUACAGAAGUCCUCAAUGUAUAAUAUUUUGAUUAAUUAAUAAAAAUGCAACAGUUCUUACAACUUCUGCCUUACCUGGAAUGUGACAAUCUUUUGCCACAUGUCUCAGUGACAAAGCUAUUUACUCCAAGUAUAUUCCCUUAGUAAGUUUCCAAACUUUGGAUAAAAAUUCAAUACAAAAAUAUUGACUUCAUUUCCUGUGCAGAAAACAUAGUUAAGAGUUAGAAAACAUAGAAAAGAGUUAACAUUGUAGGUCUAAGACUGCUGUCCCUGAAAGGUGUACUUAACAAGGUUGGCUCUUUGCUGGUGUCUGGGAACUUGGAUUUUGGGAGAGUUAGACUAUUCACUGAUAAGAGUGGUUUACUGAGCUUAAACUGUUUGAACAAACAAUUUGGUUUGUGCUGAACACCUCCUUUUCUUCUAGGAUUCUGGAAUUUUGGUACGUGCUAGACAGGCAGUACCUACAUUACUGAUUGUUAAUAAAUACCCUAGAAUCCUAGGCUCGGGCAAGCUUCCCUAGUAGACAGCAUUUCACAUGUCUUGUCAUGACACAUUGCUAGAGGAAUUAAGCACAUCCUGUGUGACACUACUGUGAGAAAACUCUUGAAUGCUUGUACCUAGCUUUUU
Molecule: messenger RNA, 6830 nt
Organism: Rhinolophus ferrumequinum (greater horseshoe bat)
Lineage: Eukaryota; Metazoa; Chordata; Mammalia; Chiroptera; Rhinolophidae
Gene: CD84
Product: CD84 molecule
Biological process (GO): negative regulation of interleukin-6 production; positive regulation of tumor necrosis factor production; regulation of macrophage activation
Cellular component (GO): external side of plasma membrane
Source: RefSeq, a predicted model, not a curated record